Messenger RNA from Brassica oleracea var. oleracea, 2050 nucleotides. Its product is annotated as putative BTB/POZ domain-containing protein At5g13600. Bases 124 to 1950 code for a protein of 608 amino acids. Gene Ontology annotation, molecular function: protein binding. The record is from RefSeq and is a predicted model, not a curated record. Lineage: Eukaryota; Viridiplantae; Streptophyta; Magnoliopsida; Brassicales; Brassicaceae. The transcript has 3 exons.
GGAGAGAGCUUCUUCUUCUGUAUCUAUCUCUCCACGAGACUCGGUCUCAUACUCAUAUACUCAAAAAGCGUCUAUAAAAAUUAUAUUUGCAACUAUUCUGUAUUCGCGGAAAUAACUAAAGAGAUGGCUUGCAUGAAACUUGGUUCCAAAUCUGAAGUCUUUCAUCUAAGUGGUCACACAUGGGUUUGCUCAACUGGUCUUAAACCCGACGUGGUGAUCCAAGUACAAGACCAAACCUUCCAUCUCCACAAGUUUCCGUUGCUGUCAAGAAGCGGAUACCUAGAAGCUCUUUUCAGCAAAGCCUCCGAGACAGCAUCUCAUCACGCUCAGCUCCACGACAUUCCCGGUGGACCAGACACGUUCCUCCACGUGGCCAACUUCUGUUACGGCGUGAAAAUCGAAGUCACGGCCGAAAACGUCGUAACCCUCAGAUGCGCAGCGGAGUAUCUCCAAAUGAGCGAAAACUACGGAAACGCAAACCUCAUCUACCUCACCGAGAGUUUCCUAAACGACGACGUUUGCACAAACUGGGAAGAUUCCAUCAGAGCCUUGGAAAGCUGCGAGAAAAAGCUCCUACCUAUCGCUGAAGAGCUUGGCAUUGUCUCUAGGUGCAUUUCUUCUUUAGCCGUCAAGGCUUCUUACGCAGAGGACAAAAGUUUAUUCAACUGGCCAAUCUCAGCACCAGAAACAACCACUACUACAUUAUGGAAUGGUAUACAAACUAAGUCCACGAGUGGUAGUAACUGGUGGUUCAACGAUGUCUCAUCGUUCCUCGACUUCCCAAUCUACAAAAGGUUCAUUCAAACCGUUGCGUCAAGAGGCGUGAAGGCUGAUUUAAUAGCAGCGUCCGUCACGCAUUACGCGAAACGGAACCUUCCUUUGCUCGGUUGUUCUAGGCACUGUGGUUCAUCGUCUUCAGAGGAAGGUACUAACUACGGUGAUGACAUUUACUACUCUCACGACGAUCAACGAAGUCUACUCGAAGAAAUCGUGGAGCUGUUACCUAGCGAAAAACGCGUUGCUUCGACGAGGUUCUUGCUCAGGCUUCUUAGGACAUCGAUGGUUCUGCACGCUAGUGCGGUCACUCAAGAUAGUCUCGAGAGGAAGAUCGGUGUGCAGUUGGAUGAAGCUGGUUUAGAAGAUUUGUUGAUACCAAACAUGGGAUACUCAGCUGAAACACUCUAUGAUAUUGACUCUGUCCAGAGGAUUCUUGAUCACUUCAUGUUGACGUUUGAUUCUUCUUCAAGGUGUUACAAUAACGUAGAGGAGAAGCAACUGAUGGGAGACUCUGAUCAUCCUCUUAGGGCUAUGACGAAGGUUGCUAGUCUGAUAGAUGGCUACUUAGCUGAGGUGGGAUCUGAUGAGAACUUGAAACUAUUGAAGUUUCAAGCACUUGGUGCUUUGAUCCCUGAAGAUGUGAGGCCAAUGGAUGAUGGUAUCUACCGUGCUAUUGAUAUAUACAUCAAGGCACAUCCAUGGCUGACAGAAUAUGAGAGGGAGCAACUGUGUCUUCUAAUGAACUGCCAGAAACUGUCGUUGGAGGCAUGCACACACGCUGCGCAAAACGAGCGUUUACCUGUACGAGUCAUAGUACAAGUCCUGUUCUUUGAACAAAUGCGGCUUAGGACAUCUAUAGCAGAAUUGGACAUGGACACAAACAGCAGCAAUGAAGAGACAACCGGCAAGAAUCCGGAAUUAGAAGGAGGCAGCAAAACUAAAGGAAAUGCCAAGAUGGGGAUUAAGGAGAUGAAGGAACGUGUUUACGAGCUUGAAAAAGAAUGUACGAGCAUGAAGCAAGAUCUUUAUAAGCUUGUGAAGCCUAAAGAAGAACGCAACUUCUUCUCAAAGAUAUUUGGAUCGAGGUCUAAGACUAAGACUUCACCAUGCGGUGGAAAAGGUAAAGGAGGAGAGGAAGACACUCUAUUGAUGAUUCGUGAAACCAAAAACUGAUGGGGGAGAGUGGCAACUAAUAACGAGUGUUGUAUGGUCUUUAGACGUACUUACUUUGGUUCCAUUUUAUAUGCUUCGUGUUGGACAUUUAGUGACUCAA